AUGUCACAAGACAGUCGACUUCCUUUCACGUUUAUCACUCGGGGAGAGUUCAUGGUUGCUGCCAUAGUGCUGCCGGCUGUAUGUGUGUUUCUGGUGGCUAUGCGAUUCGUAACGCGUCGGAUAGCUAAACAAGUUGUGGGAGUCGACGAUUGGAUGUCUCUGGUCGCGAUGUUCCUGGUAGUAGGCAUGGGAGUUUGUCUUGCAAUUGUUGAAUUGCAGCAUGUAAUAAAUCGGCCAACACCGUUGCCUAAUGGAAGUGAUUCGCAAAAUCCUUCUAUUCAAAAUACCGAGUCUUAUACUAAGAUUGAAUUAUAUUAUCAAAUUCUGAUGAUUAUUGCCUACGCUUUCGUCAAACUCAGCAUUGUCUUCUUCUAUCGCCGGCUCUUCUUUGUCCUGAGAUGGUCGGCUUUUGACAUCAUCUCCCUGGCAUGCAUAGUGAUAAUCAUUAUUUGGGCACUAACCUCUUUUUUCUUAUUUCUAUUUAUUUGCCAAUCCAAGAUCUAUCUACAAUGGGGACCUCUUCCCGAAGACCAGGACCAGUGCGGAGACUUCUUUGCCGUGGAGUUGGGGCUCGUGAUUUCGGACUUGGUUACAGACAUUAUCGUAUUAACGUUACCAAUGCCUAUCAUUUGGCGGCUGAGACUACACUGGUCUCACAAACUAAGAAUUAGUCUGGUGUUCAUGCUUGGACUCGUUGCAACCGCUGCUUCCAUUACACGGAUGAUAAUCUUCCUCAUUGUCUCCUACGGGAGUUUCGACUCGGAUUACGAUCUCAACCAAACCAAAAGAGCCAUGUUUUAUUGGAGCAUGAUUGAAGAAGGUCUCGGUCUGAUCAGCUCUUGUUUGCCAGUGCUUAGUCCCCUGUUGAGAAGGAUCAAAUUCCCCAAAAGUGCGCAUAAGCCUCUCAAGAAACUUGGAACCUUGGGUUUGUCUUCUAAGAGAACCGGACAUUUUUCAAGAUUGAAAAAGAGAGAAGAGAUACCAGAGAAGAAUAUUGACCAUAAAAAGACCACUAAAAUAUUGGAUAUCAACUGGGUAGGGCUAUCACUGGAAGCACACGAGGUUGCAGAACAGCCUAGGGAUAUGCUUGGUUCGGCCACUUGA
Molecule: messenger RNA, 1104 nt
Organism: Talaromyces marneffei
Lineage: Eukaryota; Fungi; Ascomycota; Eurotiomycetes; Eurotiales; Trichocomaceae
Exons: 6
Coding region: 1-1104 (367 amino acids)
Source: RefSeq, a predicted model, not a curated record